Molecule: messenger RNA, 733 nt
Organism: Chiloscyllium plagiosum (whitespotted bambooshark)
Lineage: Eukaryota; Metazoa; Chordata; Chondrichthyes; Orectolobiformes; Hemiscylliidae
Source: RefSeq, a predicted model, not a curated record
CAAUGAAGAGUUCAAUAAGCUCAUGAAUGGACUUCUCCGAAUCGAAGCUGUUAACAUGACUGAAAUUGAAACUGAUGAAAGAGAUGAAAGUAGUGAAUCUGAAGAAAGUCACAUUCAAUUGAGAACUGCAACUGUUGACUGGCGUAGAGAAGGAUUAGUUACUCCAGUGAAAAACCAGGGUCAAUGUCACUCUUCCUGGGCUUUCAGUGCAACUGGUGCCAUAGAAGGACAGUGGGCAAAAAGGCAUGGAAACCUGGUUUCUCUCAGUGAACAGAAUCUGAUUGAUUGUAAGAAAUCACGUAAUGGAUGCUCUACUGGAACGGCAUUUCGCGGCUUUCAUCAAGUGAUUGAAUUUCAAGGCAUCAACUCUGAGGAAACUUACCCUUACACCGGAAAAGAUACAGACUGCAGAUUUCAGCCAGAUAAAAUUGCUGCUAAAAUCACUGACUACAAAUGGGUUUGGGGAGGCGAGUUAGCAUUGGAACAAGCUGUGAGAGAGAUAGGACCGAUGUCUGUUGUGAUUAAUGCAAGUCUGAAAUCCUUUCAACAUUAUAAAGGAGGAGUUUACUAUGAUGAAAAUUGCAAUGGAUAUGUAACCGAUGAUGUGCUGGUGGUUGGUUUUGGAACUGAGGAUGGAAUGAACUAUUGGCUGGUUAAAAACAGGUCCGUACUCUAUGAAAUAACAAACACCUGAUCACAGACGGAGAAGGGACAGUGACAUGGAAUGAAUUUC